GCGAACUUCUUCUCUGGAUCAUCUUCCACUCUCUGAAAACAAAAACUCAAAUCACAUCACAUUCUUUGAGAGAAAACGAAAUGCAGAGAUUAGCAAUAAUCUUGCUAACCAUUACAUGCUUAUUGUGCGCGCAUUCCAAUGCAUUGUACAGCGCUCAAUCACCUGUUCUUCAGCUCACUCCCUCCAAUUUCAAGUCUAAGGUUUUGAAUUCAAAUGGGGUCGUUUUGGUGGAAUUUUAUGCGCCAUGGUGUGGUCAUUGUCAAUCUUUAACACCAAUAUGGGAGAAGGCGGCAGCGGUCUUGAAAGGCGUGGCUACUGUUGCAGCACUUGAUGCUGAUGCCCACAAAUCCCUGGCUCAGGAAUAUGACAUCAAAGGAUUCCCAUCAAUAAAGGUAUUUGUACCUGGGAAGGGUCCUGUUGAUUACAUGGGAGCAAGGGAUGUCAAACCUAUUGCAGAAUUUGCUCUCCAGCAGGUUAAGGCACUUUUGAAGGAUCGUUUAAAUGGAAAAACAGGAGGAUCAAGUGAGAAGAAGUCUGAGCCCAGUGCAUCAGUUGAGCUGAACUCGCGUAACUUUGACGAACUGGUACUGAAAAGCAAAGAACUUUGGGUUGUAGAAUUCUUCGCACCUUGGUGUGGUCACUGCAAAAAACUUGCCCCAGAAUGGAAGAAAGCAGCUAGUAACCUGAAGGGUAAAGUUAAGCUGGGUCAUGUCAACUGUGAUGAAGAUAAGUCUUUGAUGAGCAGAUUCAAAGUGCAAGGAUUCCCAACCAUCUUAGUGUUUGGUACUGAUAAAGACAGCCCGUUCCCAUUCGAAGGUGCAAGAAGUGCUUCUGCAAUCGAGUCAUUUGCUCUCGAACAGUUGGAAACAAAUGCUGCUCCUCCUGAGGUUAUUGAGCUGAUUAGCUCGGACGUCAUGGAAGAGAAGUGUGGUUCUGCUGCAAUAUGCUUUGUUUCUUUCCUACCAGAUAUCUUGGAUUCCAAGGCUGAAGGAAGGAACAAGUACCUUGAGAUGUUGCUGUCAGUAGCUGAGAAAUUCAAAAGAAGUCCUUACAGCUUUGUCUGGGUGGCUGCAGGUAAACAGACAGAUCUGGAGAAGAAUGUGGGUGUUGGUGGGUAUGGUUAUCCUGCUAUGGUGGCCCUAAACGCCAAGAAAGGUGCCUAUGCUCCACUUAAGACCGCAUUUGAGCUUGACCAUAUAGUGGAAUUCGUGAAGGAAGCAGGGCGCGGUGGGAAGGGUAAUCUCCCAAUGAGUAGUACUCCUAAGAUAGACAAGGUUGAACCUUGGGAUGGAAAAGAUGGUCAAGUGAUUGAAGAGGAUGAGUUUUCUCUUGACGAACUCAUGAAAGAUGACCUGUAAACUGUUCCAAUUUAGAGAUUAGGAUAACCAGCCGGGUUUAACAGAGAUUUCUUUUUUUAUUUCUCCCUUAAAAUUAGUAUUUUGGCAAACCACAUUAGCAUUUUAUUGAAUGGAGAACGUCAUGUACUGUCAAAGGGAUGUCAAAUUAGCUCCUGAGUUUAUUUAAGGCCUCAUUUGAUGAGUUGAAAAAGAAUAUACCUGUAUACUGCCAUCUUUUGCUGGUUUUUUAGUAAUCUAAAUUUUGAAGAAGAGGAAAAAAUAAUACUCUAUUAAGAAUAAUAAUCUAUUGCAAGAAA
Spinacia oleracea (spinach) is the source of this 1654-nucleotide messenger RNA. RefSeq names its product protein disulfide isomerase-like 2-3. Gene Ontology annotation, cellular component: endoplasmic reticulum lumen. The transcript is spliced from 9 exons. Lineage: Eukaryota; Viridiplantae; Streptophyta; Magnoliopsida; Caryophyllales; Amaranthaceae. Gene Ontology annotation, biological process: response to endoplasmic reticulum stress. Gene Ontology annotation, molecular function: protein disulfide isomerase activity; protein-disulfide reductase activity. The record is from RefSeq and is a predicted model, not a curated record. Bases 81 to 1358 code for a protein of 425 amino acids.